AUGGCUCUUUCAGCAUGCAAUGCCGUGGUCAACCCAGGCUUCGAAUCCGGUGUUCUGUUCCCAUGGCGCGCAUCUGCCGUGGACGUUGCUCAAGUCAGCACUGGCACAAAUGCUUACAGCGGUGACCACUACUUGAGCCUGCAAACUGCCAUCGACAACCAGGGCAACACCAUCUCCCAAACCUUGAAAAAUCUCAAGCCAGGAAAGGCGUAUACUUUCAACGCCGUGGCUCAAGUCCCCUAUCCCUCGGGCUCAGAGUACUGCUUCGUGUACGUUUACGCGGGCUUCAACGAGACGGUCGGGGAAAUCACGAGCACUGAUUUAUAUGAGGAAACCUUUGGGACGUGGGUCUCUGUUUCCGGAACCUAUGUGCCGAAGAAGUCGGUCGAGUCAUUGCAUAUCCUUGCUGCUUGUGAUCUCGAGGAUAACUCGGACACUGGGGAGGUUUAUCUAGAUGCGAUUAGCCUUGUGCCUGAAAGUGGUUGUGCUUCUGCUUAG
Molecule: messenger RNA, 498 nt
Organism: Penicillium verhagenii
Lineage: Eukaryota; Fungi; Ascomycota; Eurotiomycetes; Eurotiales; Aspergillaceae
Exons: 2
Coding region: 1-498 (165 amino acids)
Molecular function (GO): hydrolase activity, acting on glycosyl bonds
Source: RefSeq, a predicted model, not a curated record